AUGCCGGUCAUUCCAGCCGCGCUGCGAGAAUACAGCACAGAUCCGGAUGAGGGAGAGGCCUCACCGUCAACAGCCAGAGAUCUGAAGGCAUUGGCCGCAGAUCCGGCAAGCCGAAGGGUUGCAUUUCCCCAGAACAAGGGUGUGGCUAAUUUGCCUUUGCUGCCACCAGCACCGCCAGAGGCGGAUGAUCGCAGCAGCAAUCGGUCUCAAGCCUUGGAGCUGCAAGACAGCACCCCAGAUAGCAGCAGAAGAGGAGCAAGCAAGAACCUCGACAUCCGGCGCCGCACCACAAGCAAGGGGAAAGUUCAAGUCGCCGUGCCGGAGGACAUUCCGCGCUUGCAACUAGAGCCUGGAGAGGACCGCGACAUUGCCGGCCUGCCAGGAGUCAAAGAAUCGCAUGUUAGGGAGGCCUUCCAGCAAAUGGAUUUCGACAGGAAUGGAUUCGUCGGAGUCAGUGAGCUUCGAUAUAUGCUGACAGUCAUUGGAGAGGAACCAACUGACCAGGAGUUGGAUGAAAUGCUGGCGAUGCUCGGGGGCGAAGGAGAUGGUCAAGUUGCAUACGAGGACUUUCGAACUUUGUUUGCACCCACGAGUGCUGUGAUGGAGGAACUGAUGUCGAUGGCUCCACAAGAAGAAGAGGAAGAAGGCGCAGAUGGUAUAGCACCCAUAGAAGAUGAUGAGCCAGAUGAGAUUCCGAGGUUGGAAGCACCAGCGCAACAGUUGGGUCUGCUGGUCAAGGGAGCGGCGAGCUUCAUGCAGGCCAGGAUCAAGAAGGAGGAUGCGGGCAAGAAGAAGGCGUCCCGGGCCCGGCCUAAGGCGAAAGCUCCUGGGUCGAACCGGGCACGGCCGAUCUUGGGGCCCCCGAGGCACCUGAUGCAGACGGGGCCUGCGGGGAUGCAGGGUAUGGGCAUGGGCCAUGUGGGCAUGGGCAUGGGAAUGGGCAUGGGGCUCCCAAGCGGGGGUCCUUUCAGAGGCACCUCGCAGCCGCCACCUGUUCCUGGGCACAUGUCCAGCAUGCCGCCACUGCCUCCAGGCUAUUUGGUUGGAACUCAGAAGACCCACCACCAGCAUGGUGUUGGACCUGGGGCGACAGGCAUGGGAGCUAUGGGUGCCGGAGGGCCCAUGGGAGCGCCAGGAAUGCCUGGAAUGCCAAAUCAACCUGGCCAAUUCCCACCGGGACAUCCAGCACAACAAGGGCAGGCUCCAGCUGCAGUCGAUCCGCUCCUGCAGAGCACAGUCAGAAACUUCCAGGCAAAUGCUCCGCCGAAGCAUCUUACCUUCCUUGAAUAUCAGGAAAUGAAGCUGGAGCACGAAGUGCAGGAGAAGCUGCGCCGGGAAGCGGAAUCUGACAGUGACUAG
This is a messenger RNA of Symbiodinium necroappetens, 1359 nucleotides long. Lineage: Eukaryota; Dinophyceae; Suessiales; Symbiodiniaceae. The record is from the annotation of a GenBank genome assembly.